This is a messenger RNA of Panicum virgatum (switchgrass), 675 nucleotides long. RefSeq names its product putative lipid-transfer protein DIR1. The record is from RefSeq and is a predicted model, not a curated record. Lineage: Eukaryota; Viridiplantae; Streptophyta; Magnoliopsida; Poales; Poaceae. Gene Ontology annotation, biological process: systemic acquired resistance. Gene Ontology annotation, molecular function: fatty acid binding. The transcript has a single exon. Bases 95 to 412 code for a protein of 105 amino acids.
CCCAAAUCAUCUCAGAGAGUUCGCACACACACCCACACCAUCAAUAGCCUAGCACUAGCAGCCGGCCGGCCGCCCAGUUUGCUCCGGCGACGACAUGGCCGCCACCGCCACCACCAGGGCAUCGUCGUCGCUGCUGGCCGCCGCCCUCCUGGUGGCCGCCGUCGCCGUGUCGGCGGCGGCGGUGUGCAACAUGAGCAACGAGCAGUUCAUGUCGUGCCAGCCGGCGGCGGCGAAGGCGACGGACCCGCCCGCGCCGCCGUCGCGGGCGUGCUGCGACGCGCUGGCCGGCGCCGACCUGGGGUGCCUGUGCGGGUACAAGAACUCGCCCUGGAUGGGCGUGUACAACAUCGACCCCGAGCGCGCCAUGGAGCUGCCGGCCAAGUGCGGCCUCGCCACGCCCGCCAACUGCUGAUCUGAUCUGAGAGGUCGAUCGAUCUCGAUCAGAGCUUAAUUGUUAGCUUGUUCGUUGCCUCGUCCUCGUGUGUGUCCUCGAUCGUGUUCUUCUUGACUCGUCGUGAUGUGCUCUCGUGUGUACGUGGGUUGCGUCGUCGGUGUGUGCUUUUUGUGUGUGUGUGUGUCGUCGUAUAUAUCUAUCCAUGUGCUCUCCCUCGUAGCUUUAUAUAUAUGACUGUGUGGUUUUCCUUAAAAAAAAAACGUUGUGGUUUUGAUCCAAAA